This is a messenger RNA of Eutrema salsugineum, 662 nucleotides long. RefSeq names its product keratin-associated protein 6-2. Bases 64 to 462 code for a protein of 132 amino acids. The transcript has 3 exons. NCBI's taxonomy places the organism in Eukaryota, Viridiplantae, Streptophyta, Magnoliopsida, Brassicales, Brassicaceae. The record is from RefSeq and is a predicted model, not a curated record.
AUUCCAAGUAUGUACUAACGAAGUCCACGGGGACAGAGAGGGAGAGAGAGAGAGAGAAAGACGAUGAGCAAUCGAAGGAGAAGCAUCGGAGACGAUGACAAGGGAUUACUGUGGAAACUUCCUCAGGUGAGGAUCAAAGACGUCGGAAAAGUUGGUCCCGCUUUAGGACUCGGUGUCGGUUGUGGAUUUGGUUUCGGCGCCGGUCUUAUCGGAGGUGUAGGAUUCGGACCAGGAGUUCCUGGAUUACAGUUUGGUCUCGGAUUCGGAGCUGGUUGUGGAAUCGGUGUUGGAUUUGGGUAUGGCGUCGGAAGAGGAGCUGCUUAUGAUCACUCUCGCUCUUAUUACAACGUUGGAAAACCAUCUUUAGAUGAAGUUGAUUCUCUGAUUGAUGAACUCGUUGUCCACACCAAGAAACUUGUGAAAGCCACUUCAAAAGAAAUCGACAAGUGGAGAAGAUUGUAAAUUAAAAAAAAAAAACUCUGCAAGUCUGCAUCUUUUAGCUUAGAUACUUGUCUUGUUGCAGCUUUGGAUUAGUUCCUUUCAAGUAAAUGUUAGUAUUGCCUUGUUCUUCAAUCCGGAAUGUGUGAAUCGCAUUCGUUAUUGUACGAUUUGGAUAUGGUACAAAGACGGAUUCAAGUAGUUUAUAUUGAUCAUUCUAGUGA